This is a messenger RNA of Zootoca vivipara (common lizard), 5303 nucleotides long. The record is from RefSeq and is a predicted model, not a curated record. Lineage: Eukaryota; Metazoa; Chordata; Lepidosauria; Squamata; Lacertidae.
UCCAACAUGGAUGCUCAUGUUAACCAGCUCUUAUUCUGGAAAAACUUUUGGUUUUUGUAACGCCAUAACAUAGUUGAAACACAAGGUGGUGGUAUUGCACAAGAUAAAAGAAGGAAAUUGGGGAGCAGCAGUUGCUCUCCUCAAGAGCUGUCGCCAUUAGACAAAGGAAUCAGCGCAGGAAAAACACCAGAUCCCUACUGCAAGCCAGUCUUCAGAAAUUUCAGUAGGAAUAAGCAGGACACUGUGUCACAUUCAAAAGAUAAAUACAGUUAAGAAGAUACAUGCCUUAGAAUAGACAAGAGGAGAGGCUGGGAGAAUGGAAAUGCAGCUCAAGAUCAGGCAAGUUUGGUCUUUUUCCCUGUAUCUCUGUGCAUGCAUAGCAAUGUGUGAGUCUUUCCGCUAUUCAGUGGCAGAGGAGGAGAAAAGUGGGUCUCUGGUAGCGAAUGUGCUAAAAGAUUUGAGAGUGGAUGCAAAGGAGCUCUCUGCUCGGAGAGCCCGGCUGGUUUCUAAGGGCUCCAAGCAGUAUUUUCAGCUGGAUCCUCAUUCAGGGGAUGUGACAGUAAAGGAUAAAAUAGAUCGAGAGUCCCUGUGUGGUCAGAAUGAACCAUGUAUUCUACUGUCUGAAAUUGUGCUGGAAGAACCAUGGAAGUUACACAGAAUAGAAGUUCAGAUAGAGGACGUGAAUGAUAAUUCCCCCAAAUUCUCUAAGAAUAAAUUUAUUUUUGAAAUACCUGAGCAGACUCCUGUGGGUAUCAGAUUUCCUUUGGAAAGAGCAGAAGAUCCAGAUAAAGGAGAAAAUGCUGUUCAGAACUACACUCUUAGUCCUAAUGAACAUUUUAGGCUGGAUGUGAAAAGUCAAAGUGAUGGUAGCAAAUACGCAGAACUGGUGUUAGAGAAACCACUGGACCGUGAGGUGAAUCCACACAUGUAUCUUACGCUGUCAGCUAUUGAUGGGGGGAUCCCCAAAAGAACUGGAACAGUGCAAAUUAUUAUUGAUGUUCUGGAUAACAAUGAUAACUUGCCUCAGUUUCCACAAUCUGAGUACAAAGUAAAACUAAUGGAAAACAGCCCAUUGGAUACACUAGUCACAAGAGUUGAAGCCACUGAUAGGGAUAUUGGUUCCUACGCACAUAUCACUUAUUCAUUCAGCCAAGUGCCAGAAAAUGUGUUGAGAAUGUUCAAGUUAAAUAAACACACCGGGGAACUUACUACUGCAGCAACAAUUGAUUAUGAAGAAAGCACAAAUUAUGAGAUGAACAUCAGAGCCACAGAUGGAGGAGGUCUUUCUGCUUACUGUAAAGUCUUUGUAGAGAUUGAGGAUGAGAACGACAAUGCUCCAGAGAUUACCAUCACAUCCAUCACCAGUCCCUUACCUGAGGACUCUCCCCCAGACACAAUGGUGGCCCUCUUCAGUGUCACAGACGUGGACUCUGGAGACAGUGGCAGAACUGCCUGCACCACUGAAGUAAACCUGCCAUUCGUGCUCAAACCCACAGAGAACAACUAUUACCAGCUGGUGACCCAACAGCCACUGGACAGAGAAAAAGUCUGUGAAUAUAACAUUACUAUCACAGCCACAGACAGGGGCUCUCCCAGACUCACUUCCACAAGAAUACUUCAUGUGCAAAUCUCAGAUGUCAAUGACAACCCUCCAGUGUUUGAAAAGCCAUUCUAUGAAAUGCAGUUAAGAGAAAACAAUAUUCCUGGUCUUCUGAUCGGUUUCAUCCAUGCUGUUGAUCUGGACACAGCGCAGAAUGCCAAAGUGACCUACUCGCUUUUGCCUGGGAAGGUCAAUGAUGGCCCCACUUCCUCUUACAUCUCCAUCAACUCUGAAACGGGGAACCUGUAUGCCAUUCGGUCUCUGGAUUAUGAGGAGGUAAAAGAUUUCCAUGUGACGGUGAGGGCUGUGGAUUCAGGUUCCCCUCCACUGAGCUCAGAAGUUACGAUCCACGUUCAAGUUGUGGAUGAAAAUGACAAUGCCCCCUUCAUCCUCUACCCUCUCCAGAAUGGCACUUCCCCCUCGAAUGACCUGGUUCCCCGAGGGGCAGAGACUGGCUACCUGGUCACCAAGGUGGUGGCUGUGGACAGGGAUUCUGCUCAGAACUCUUGGCUUUCCUAUCAGCUGCUGAAGGCCACAGAACCGGGUCUGUUCACGGUGGGGGCCCAGAAUGGAGAAGUGACCACUCUGAGACCAGUCAGUAACCGAGACAGCUUCAAGCAGAAUCUGGUUGUGGUCGUCCGAGACAACGGACAUCCUCCCCAGUCCACCUCUGCCACGCUCAGAAUCCUUCUAGUGGACGGCUUCUCUGACCCUUAUCUGAAAAGUGUGGCUCUCCCAAAGGAGGAAACAGCGGAGGAGGAAGACCCCAACCUGACUAUGUAUUUGAUCAUCUGCUUGGCUGCCAUCUCAAGCAUCUUUCUCAUUUCUGUAGUGGCAUUUAUUGUAAUCAAGUUGCAGAAACGUGAAAAGUUCAUAGGAACCUACAACUCCACAGCCAAUUUCCCAGUGGGACCAGAUUCCCAGGAGAACCCUGCGGAUCCUGGUGCUGGAUCUCUAUCUCAGGCUUACAACUAUGAGGUGUGCUUAGCUGGUGGGUCUCUGAACAGCGAGUUCCAGUUUCUCAGGCCCCUAUUUCCUGUCUUCUCUGUGGAGCCUCCUAACACUCAGGUGAAUCCAAGGGGUUCCAAUGAUUCUGAAGGAGUCCCAAGUCAUCCAGAGGAAAGUCAACAUGUGGUUCAGGUGAGUGUAGCAUUUGAAUCCUUUCUGUGUGGUUCAAUUUCAGAUUUCUCUCUCUCUAGUUUGAUAAUAAUUUUCAUUAAAUUUAUAUUUUAGAUUUCCAAAUAAAUAUUUUACCAACUUUAAAAUAUCCACAUAGGGUGUGUCAUUUAAGGACAGAAAAUUUUCUUUUGUGAAUUUGCUCAAUGAGAGGUUCUAAAAAUAUGUUAUUGCACACGAGGAAUCCAAAUCUGCAAUUAUUUUUAUGAAUGGCUGAUAAUUAGCUAGGUAAAUUGAGAUUUGUUUGAAAUACACUUUAAAAAAGCCAACAGCUCGCAUUUUGAAGCGAGCACUAAGUAUUUCACUUCACUAUUCUGUGCCCGAAGAAAAGGGGGUCUUUAAAGUUUUUAAUCAUUUUAUACAAGCGAAAAUAUAAAGAAAUUUUGUUUCCAGCUGUAACAACAUAUCAUUAUCUUAUAACGUCCUAUUAUAGUAAAAAAGAAAGAAAGAAUAACAUAAAUUAGAAUUAAGAACAAGUUUCAUCAAGUCCUUUUUUGAUUCAUUUCUUGACAAAAACCGACGACCUGCUUCUUGGCCUCUGAUGUAGCCCUCCCUUUUUUUCCUGUGUAUACACUUUUCCUGCAGCCUUGUUUUACAUAUCUUUCAAUCCCUUGACCAUGACAAGGCCACUGAGGAACUUGCAUAGGCUUGUCAAUAAAUUCAUUUAUUUCUGUCAAGGUCAUUUUGCAUGUUAAUGGAGGUUCAUAUACUCCAUCAAACCAGUCUCCAAUAAGUUUGAAGCAGAGGUGUUUAUAGAAGGUGUCUUCCUUGGACGUAUUAAAAGGUCUCCAAAUGUAUCAUCAUUGCCACCUCUCAAAUCGAUGAUCUUUUGAAUUCCAGCUCUCCUUUCUUCCUUAUUAUUUGAGCACAGCAGUUUCUGAAUUAACAUUUCACUAAAUGCAUACCACGCUGAACGCUUAACAGUCGGCAUAACAGCAUUUACUACAGCCUUGUUUUGCAGCCUAAGCUGCUGCAAUUGAAACAACAAAUGGCAUGGGCCUUCUACCCACAAAUGCUUUAUUUUGAUAUUGAACCAACAUGGAUAGUACUCACCAACGAUGUAUUCCACAAUCAGCCUUAAAUUCUUGAGGUUUUUGCCUUUUAGGCCAUGUUUGGAAACCCACAAGCGACAAAGUCUGUUUGCUGUUGUAAGCCACCUUGAAUGGCUCACUGGUCCAAUUUCAAGAAGUGCCUGAUUACUGGAAAGUUUACCUGCUCUUAUGGCCUGUGUAAUUCUAUAUACAUACACUUGAUCGGUUGACAGAUCCUUCAUAAUAUUGUCACUGAGUUCAAUAACAGGUACUCCAAUUGAUUUUUUUUUGAAAUUUAGGAUUAAUAUCAAGCUCUGUAGCUGCAUCUAACAUUUUAUCAAUGUCACCUGUCCACUUGUUGUUUGACAAAGUCUUCCCAUCAAGGGCACAAACUAGCCAGUUAAGUUUGCGGCCUAGUUUGACUUCUACCCAGUGCAUGGUGCCACCUUCCCAGCCGGUAUUAAUAUUUGUUAAAUCACCUCCAAUUGCUUGUAUUGUUUUAUCAAUAUCUUUCUCUUUCAUGAAAUUCAGUAAAUUGUCAGCAAUUAUUUCAGCUGGUUUUUCAUUCUUUGAGCUUUUCUCUAGUGUAAAGUGAUAAAGGUAUCUCCCACCUGGCUCACUACAAAUUGAAUAAUGUUGUUUUUCAAAGUACUGGGAAAUUUGAUUCACUUCCAUCUUCUGUAUCAGAUUCUUUUUCCUCAUUUCCAACCCCGGAAGAACUUUCUUCAUGUCAUGGAAGUGAAGAAGUCUGCAAGCAUUCCUUUUUAUAUUCAGCAUCAGCAAAGUCUCUCCUCAUUGCAGAGGGGAGGGGUUGUGAACGGAAGCCGCUCCUGCGUUGGCAAGGGGGCAUGUUGGCCCCUUGCCUUACCUGCCCUUGCUGCCUUCGGGGAGCAAAUGCCUCCGUUUACGAACGCCUCCGUGGAAUGGACCGCGUUUGUAAACCGAGAUUCCACUGUAUAACCAUUCAAAUCAGUUUUCCACUUUUACAUCCAUCAAAAUUUAUUGACUCUGUUGAAUUUAUCUUAGUGCUGCCAUCGUUUUCAGCUGCAUGCAUUCAUUUUUCAUAUAUUCAAUUCCCCCCCCCACUCUUCAUAAAAUGUAUGUUCUUCUUGCUCUCUUAUUCUCUGUGUUAAAUCUGCAUGCUCUUCAUAUUCUGUUGCCAAUCCUCUUUAGCUGGGAGUGAGUGUAGCAUUUCAAUCCUUUCAGUAUGGUUAAAUUUCAAAAUUUUCUCUCUCUAGUUUGGUCCCCCUGAACCUGUGAGGUAGAAACCUGAAUUCAGCUGAGUGCAGAUUCUUCCCAUUUUUUCCUUUUCCAUUUUACCUGUCUCAUUCUAUUCUGAUACGGUUGUUUCUGUCCUUGCAUAGAGGGAAAUAAACUUUCAUAUUAAUAUGUUUGUGGUUUGCUGUGCUAUAGAAAAACUUCAUAACCUCUUUGAACUCUCUAUAUGGAAGGAGGAAGUAUUACACAAAAGCUGAGAUGCAGGUUGCUUCCAUUCA